AUGGUCCUCACCGACAGCUCCGGAAGCUUACCCGGUGACUUGGCUACCAGAACCAAACAGCAAAUUACCAGUCGCAUGAUGAAGACAACACAACGAGGACGUCCCUUUGCCAAGGAUACUCACGAUCUCUUCGCUACACUCAUCGUCUCUCUCGAGCUUGGAACACAUCGUCAAUACUUUAAGACAUAUCACAACUCUUUCACCACGGAUGAGGCAGCAGAGAACCUUUCCCACCUCAAGUUCUCUCAGUCCAAUCGCGUACCUGACCCAAAUGAGCCCAGUCGUGUCGUCACCACAACAACCACUACCACCUUCAGCAUGAACCGCGAUAUGGCCAAGGGCAUCUGUCAACAUUUUUUGGACGCCCGUCUCAUCGAGAACGCCGGCGAUGCCACCAAUCCUAUCUUCAAGGACAAAGGUGUCUACAUGCUCACUCCCAAGGGCCUUCACAUCCUCGAACGAUUCAUCACCAAAAACGGCAUCAACGGCGAUCAUCUUCUCAAAAUCUUUUCCUCUCAGCCAAUCUGCAUGAAGCUGCUUCACCUCGAGAGGCGCGCCUCUGACGACGAGCUGCUCAUCAACACCCCUGUUCUCCAAGUCAUCUUCCGCCGUUUUGUCGGCCGUGCGCCGAACUACGAAUCAGCGACAGGCGACCACGCAGAGGCAGGUAUCGACCGAACCCUCGGUAUCGAGAUGGCUGACCUCCAGGAAAAGGUCAAGGGUCGUGGUUACCGAACUAUCAAGCACACCUUCAACUCCAUGGGUGCGCUCGACUGGCUAUGCGAUUUUACCACCGUCUGCGGCAAGGACGAGGCUGCUGAAAUCAUGACUCACUUUCAACGUCUUGAUCUGAUCUCACUUGCCAUCGACAAGUCCAAACGCGAGAUCGAGCCCUACGACGAUCGCGAUGUCAUUAUCCGCGUUGAGGAUGGUCGUGGAGGUUCCACUGACGGUCACUUCCGAUGUCACGCCAAGACUCUGUACUGUGUCACCGACAAAGGUCGUCAAGUGGCUCGAUGGGAGGGUUCAGACACCCCUUCAUCCGGCAUCGCCAGCCCGGCAAGGGACGACAGCUAUCUUCUUGGCGCCGACGACUCCGCGUCUGCGCACCAGAUCAAGAACGUACAAUAUCAGGCCUCUCGCGAGUCCGGCAGUCCGGGAUCCCCAGAGUCUCGCCUCACCCGCAAACCGUCAUCCAGCGCCAAGAUGCGCAGCGACUUUGCUUCUUCUCCCGUUCCAGGCGGUGCUGCGGGCAUUGGUCAAGGAUUGCAUGACUCUUCCUCUUACAGCAAUCGUGACAGCAACACGAACCGACUCAAAAACAUCCUCGAAGAACCAGCGCUGCGGUCGCUCUUCCGCGAAUUUCUCCGUCAGAACUUCUGCGAAGAGAAUCUAAGUUUUUGGCUCGACGUGCAGGACUUCAAGCGUCGUUUCUCCAUCACUUCUAGUGCCGUUGCCGUGCAGACACCAAUCAAGGAGCACAAGAGUGGAAUGGGUCGUCGACUCGGUCGCAGCGUCACAGGUGCAUUAGGCGGCGCAAACAAGGACAAGGCCGACGAAGAUGGUCAGGGCAUGAGUGCCAUGGAGAAACAUCAACAGGAUCUGAUCAGCAUGUCAUUUGUCAUCUACGACACCUACCUUGCGCCUUCGUCACCUUGUGAGCUCAACAUCGACCAUAACUUGCGCACAGAGUUGAUUCUCUAUAUGAACAAGAUUCUGGCGGAAGCCAGGAUCCCUUCGGCUUCUUCGCACACUGCAUCUCCUUCCGCAUCCACCACUCAACUCAGCGCAACGUUGACAGGUAGCGACAUGGCACACGGCCACGCAGGCGAGGCGACCUCCAUCGAAGAAAGGAAAGCCGCCGUUGUUGCCAAACGCAUCCGAAUCCCACUGCAUGCCAGCCAGCUGCAAGUGAUGGUCAGACUGUAUGAGCGCAUCCAAGAUCACGUCUUUAGGUUGAUGGCUACCGACUCGGUGCCACGCUUCAUCAAAGACUCCCGCUUCAUUCAGCUCGUCAGAUCCGUAGAAGAGUACACCGAGGCGCUCGAAGCCGGUCGAAUCGAUCCCGACCAAAACUCAGGUCCAGCCGUGCGCAGAGCUGUGUUCGAAGCCAUGCAGCUCAAGUCGGCCGAUAUGCUUGCGCAGAACAGCAGCGACGGCCGCAAGUCGGUCGACUCGGGCUCCCACCGCGCAAGUCCUCACCAAGCAUCGAAAGCGGCGUCUGCUGUUCCUCCAGUGCCGUCACACACUUCUAACGACGACGCUGCUGUCAGUGGAGUGGUGGCUCCUUCGAACAGCUCUUGA
Molecule: messenger RNA, 2304 nt
Organism: Ustilago hordei
Lineage: Eukaryota; Fungi; Basidiomycota; Ustilaginomycetes; Ustilaginales; Ustilaginaceae
Product: putative Regulator of G-Protein Signaling Protein
Exons: 1
Coding region: 1-2304 (767 amino acids)
Biological process (GO): intracellular signal transduction
Source: RefSeq, a predicted model, not a curated record